CUCUGUCUCACUUGCUCACCCGGUUAGCUGUCAAAGUUAGGGUUCCUGUUUUUCAAUUUUGACAGUCCUUAAUGCUAAUUUUCCUCCAACUUGAUAUCUUUAGGUAGUGCACUAGGCUACUUGGCUCAUAGUUACAUGGUGGUCUGUAACAAUGAGCAAAUGCCUGCUGGUGUUGUUACCUUGUCUAGUGACUGCAUAAAUUAUCAACUGCCAAUAAACACAAGGAGGAAGAAAAGGCUGGAGGAAACUUCUUAACAUCUCUACCAACAAGAAGCAAUAAGCAGUCUAUGCUUUGUAUAGCAAAUGAAAAUUAGUACACCAACUACUGUAUCAGCUAUAAAAUGGCAGAAAUUCUGCAACAGUUGGAAUCUCACAACCGCCCAAUAGCUGAUGAAACUAAACAGAAGAUACAUGAGAUUAUCUCUCAGAACAAAGAUCCAUGGCUUGUGAAUGGUUUAUAUGAUUAUUAUUUGAGUACAUAUUCAGUUCGAGCUUUAGAAAUUUUAAUAAAUGUACGAGAACCACAUCACAUACAUCUCUUUGACAAACUGCUAGAAUCAAUCAGAUGCUCCAAAACUGAAACCAAAAUACAGGCACUCACUCUAUUAGGAUAUAUGGUAGAUAAGCAGCCAACAUGGUUAUAUAAAAUUACACAGCAUGCUUUAUUCAAAGAAGUUUUAAAAUUGCUGAAGCAAGAAUGUGAAAUAGUACCACUGCUUAGUGCUCUGCUGGCACUUGUAGUUCUUUUGCCUUGUAUCCCUGCUUCAAUGAAACCUUUUCUUCAAGAAGUUUUUGAAAUAUUCAGUCGAUUAGCUGCUUGGAAUUGCAAUACACCGCAAAAACUGUUAGAAGAUCAGAUGGUACACAUGCAGGUCAGCCUCUUCGCUCUAUUCCACCGUCUGUACGGCAUGUAUCCCUGUAAUUUUCUCACCUAUUUGCGAGAUCAUUACAGACACAAAGACCGUAUACCAAUAUUCAAUCACACCAUAAAGCCGAUGUUGCAACGAGUGCAGAUGCAUCCACUACUAGUAACCACUACUAAGGAUUCAGAGACAACAACUGAAAGAUGGAUGAAACAUACCCCGAACGAUGUGGUCAUGGAGUGCGAACGUUUCUCCGUGGACACGAAGGACCGUUCUUUACAGGAAACAUGUUUAAUGACCACAAACGUUAACUUUCGGUCGCGGUCGGGAACUGCGAAUUCAUCGAUUAUAGAAACAUCCCAGCAGUUUUUGAAAUCGACUUCGUUGAACACCAAUAUUUCAGAUACGAAUUUCUUCAGUCCAUCGCAAAUCCUAUCAUGCCAAACACCGCCAGUUACCGAGACCACUACUGGUUUCAUGCUUUCCCAUAUACAAGGAACAGGACAGUCUAUCAUACAGUCGCAAGAAGGAACCUCUCCACCAGAAGCAGCUAUCGAGGCUACACCAGAAACGACUCCAAUUAAGGUGGGUGAAGAUUACAAUAACAAACCUAGGCCGCAUGCUUUGGCACCUACGAGCCCGUUACGUAUAAUCCCGCCCGGUAACAGUUCAAAUGAGAACAGCGUUCCGAACAGCCCGUUGCCGAUACAACGAAUCGAUUCACCUGUUUCGCAGGAAGACGAAGAAGUUUUAGCUAUCGUAAGUCAAUCUGAGUUACGCCACCCAGGUCUUCGACAGUGUGAUAGCGUUAUUCAAGAUUCCGAUAGAGCUGCUGAAGAAGAUAUAGCUGAGGAGCAUGGUUCCCCUUGCACCUCGGGCGGGCUCCAUCAGCCGAACAUUAAGCAGAUGAAUAACUUUAGGCAAAACAUGAACAGGUUAAGACACCACAGUCAGUGCGGAUCUGAUGGAGAACCGUUCGAUUUACAAAUGAGCGGCAGCAGCAGUACAGAUAGUAACUCUCUUCCAGUUAGUACGAUCACAGUUCGCCGAGCAAAUUCAUGCCCAGAAAUGAAAAAGGGUCUUGUCUCGUACAACAAGGAAUUUCUGAAUGAGAAGACAAUGCUUGAAGAGUGCGACGACGACGAAGAUCAGGAGCAGGAAAGAUUCAAUGGAUCCGAAUACGUAAGGAAGGAACUAUCGUGCGCCGAAACUCAAACGGAAAACUUCUGGCCUAUGCCAUACGAACACCUGUUUCUGAGCGUCUUUCCUAACCACGAUAAUACAGAACCUAAGGUAACACCAGCACAGAGCCCAGCACCGAACACGGUGUUCAACCCUUCCACCAUUUACGAUAUCAUCGAAAAAUACACCGAGGUCGGCGUACAGAUCAACGAGAAGGAUCCCAUUAAGAGCUUGAAGGACCAGGUGCAAUUGCUGUCGCAGCAGCUUCUGUUCGAACGCCAUCGCCGAGAAACGCACGCCAUAAAGAAUCGUACUUUGUUCACUGAGGUGACCGUCAACCGGGUCAGCGACGAAAAGAUAUCCGCCCUAAGUGACCAAGUGAAAAUGCAAGGGGAAUACAUAGAAACGCUAAGGAAUGAUCUAAAUAUUUGCAAAAAGGAAAAGAUCGCCAUCGAGAAAGAAGCGAAAGAUGAUAUUAGGCGUAUGGAAGAAAACUAUAAAGAUUUACAAAAUAAUUUCGAAACCUUCAAAGACAAGAACCACUAUCUACAGCUCGAGCUGGAGGCGGAGAAGAACAAGCUUUCCGAUAAGGAUAAAAAAUGGCAAAUAGCUAUGUCAGAAAUAUUCGAUGCCCACGCCGAAGUUGCUGUUGCCAAAGAGCAAGUAAUAAAACUCGAUAAGUGCCGAUUCGAGUUAGAGAAGGUCAAUAAGGAAUUGCUGCUAGCCGGGGAAUUGAUAUUGAAAUACGAAGAACGACUCGGCGAAUUGGACGUGCUGAGGAGAUGCGAAGAGGAGCAGAUCCAUCUCACUGAAACUUACAAUCAUGAAAUCGCAGCGUUGCAACAGCAGUUGGAGUCCAAAAACCUGAUUAUCGAAGCGCACCGAAGUCGGAUUUCAGAAUUGGAACAAGCUAUGUGUCACCAUGGUGAAGCUGAAGCUAUGUAUAAGAAAACUUUCAACGACCUACGAGAGGAGUUCCAUGAAAAGAUAAAAUCCGUGGAAAGCAAGUAUAGAAGUCAGCUGUCUGUGAACCAAGCUUUGGAAGAGAAGAUCUUCGAUCUGUAUCAGCAAGUGGAGUCGACUUGUCGCAGGGGUGUUCAUUCGCCCGAUACCAGCAGCUGCCAUGAAGUCAAUGCUACGAUGACUGAUCGUACAGGUACUGCACCAGGCCUGAGUCCGCACUCUUCUCCGCUCUCUGCUUCCUUAACAUCUUCUGAAGGAAGUAUGGCAUUUGUACACAGUGAGAUGAAAAAUUUGCAGGUAAUUAUGGAUCAGCGCGAUACCGUAACUAUAGUUCGCUCGAGCACAAUUGAAAGUGACAUAAGCCAAGAAGCACACUCGUCGACGACGACGUCACCGAGUAUCGUGACAUCUAAUAAAAACGACUGAUUUAAUUCUAUAUUCAGCUAUAAAAUUCUAACAAAAAUAAAAUGAAAAAAAAAACAUGUAACAAUUUUUCUAAUGUUAGACAAGUAAGCCUUAAGAGAAGUAACAGAAAAUGUGAAUUUUCUUCUGCUGACUGAUUAAAUUACCAAAAUAUUUUUUCAAAUGUAUCUCUAAAUUUAUUCAAGAUCAUGUGUAGAUUAUCAGCAGCUCCAAGUUUCUGUUCUCUUACAAUUGAAUCUUUGAAAUAUACGUGUAAUUAUGUCA
Messenger RNA from Nicrophorus vespilloides, 3695 nucleotides. It is a transcript of the gene Tsc1, whose product is annotated as hamartin. Lineage: Eukaryota; Metazoa; Arthropoda; Insecta; Coleoptera; Silphidae. Bases 342 to 3434 code for a protein of 1030 amino acids. Gene Ontology annotation, biological process: regulation of cell cycle; negative regulation of TOR signaling; negative regulation of cell population proliferation. The transcript has 15 exons. Gene Ontology annotation, cellular component: TSC1-TSC2 complex. The record is from RefSeq and is a predicted model, not a curated record.